Priapulus caudatus is the source of this 3731-nucleotide messenger RNA. Its product is annotated as S-adenosylmethionine synthase isoform type-1-like. Gene Ontology annotation, cellular component: cytosol. The record is from RefSeq and is a predicted model, not a curated record. Gene Ontology annotation, molecular function: methionine adenosyltransferase activity; ATP binding. The coding region runs from base 222 to 1418 and encodes 398 amino acids. NCBI's taxonomy places the organism in Eukaryota, Metazoa, Priapulida, Priapulimorpha, Priapulimorphida, Priapulidae. The transcript has 10 exons. Gene Ontology annotation, biological process: S-adenosylmethionine biosynthetic process.
UCGACGCAGUUCGGGGAUGAUAUAUCUCUGCGAGGUGCAAGGUCACCGCGUCACGUGACCCACCCGGUUAUCGCAUUAUGCACCCUAUCAUAUAUAUAAGCCGGCGGCCAAAGUGCGGCCGUCAGCAUAUUAUAAGCAGCGGAGCGCGGGCGUGGAACAGUUACAUCCGCAGAUCACCUGUCGAUACCCCACCGAGUUAGUUGUCGCUGCAAGUGUCACCGAUGGCAAGCAUGAGCGCAAAACUGAAGGAUCUACUCAUGGGCGGGAGCAAUGGGGAGACGUUUCUCUUCACGUCCGAAUCCGUCGGAGAAGGACAUCCAGACAAAAUAUGCGACCAAAUUAGCGAUGCUGUGUUGGAUGCCCACCUUAAGCAAGACCCCUUCGCCAAGGUCGCAUGCGAGACAGUCACAAAGACGGGCAUGGUAAUGAUAUGUGGCGAGAUAACGUCAAACGGUGUUGUGGACUAUCAAAAAGUCAUCCGUGACACAAUUCAACAUAUAGGCUACGACGAUUCCACGAAAGGAUUUGACUACCACACGUGCAACGUGCUGAUUGCUAUAGAACAACAGAAUUCCGAGAUCGCUCAGGCCGUGCACGAGAACAGACACGAGGACGACAUUGGAGCAGGCGACCAGGGAAUCAUGUUCGGCUAUGCGACCGACGAGACGGAUGAAUGCAUGCCGCUCACGUUAAUGCUUGCCCACAAGCUCAACCACAAGAUUGCAACAUUGAGAAGAAGCGGGGCCCUGCCAUGGGCUCGACCCGAUACCAAGACUCAGGUUACAUGUGAGUACAUGUUUGAGCAUGGCGCUUGCGUUCCUCUAAGAGUUCAUACCAUUGUCGUGUCAACCCAACACGACGAAGAAGUCACUAACGAACAGCUGAGGAAGGACCUAGUCGAGUUGGUCAUCAAAACAACGAUUCCAAGCAGGUACAUCGACGAAAAUACCAUUUACCACCUAAACCCCACGGGCAGGUUUAUUAUUGGUGGCCCACAGGGUGACGCCGGUUUAACAGGACGUAAGAUCAUCGUCGACACGUACGGAGGCUGGGGAGCUCACGGUGGCGGAGCAUUCUCCGGCAAAGACUUCACGAAGGUCGAUCGGUCGGGAGCGUACGCAGCCCGCUGGGUCGCCAAGUCGCUAGUGAAGGCCGGGCUGUGCAGGCGCUGUCUGAUUCAGUUGUCGUACGCCAUUAGUAUCGCCGAGCCACUGGCGAUGAGUGUAUUCACGUACGGAACGUCCGAUUUGUCCGAGAAGGAGCUGAUCAACAUAGUCAAGUCCAACUUCGAUCUAAGACCGGGACGUAUCGUUAAGGAAUUGGACCUACGCAGACCCAUAUACCAAAGCACGAGUGCCUAUGGACAUUUCGGCAGGUCAGAGUUCUCCUGGGAAGUGCCUAAGAAAAUGAUAUUUUAAUACAAUCAGAAGAUACAAUAGGUGGCCAGCGACAUUGAGUCGUAGGCACACGUGUAAUUAAUAUAUUUUAUUAUAAUAAUUAUGUAGUAAGCGAUGUGAUAUCUAUUUAAAUGACGCUUUGCGUUGGCCUUGUGAAGGACGCUGUAUUAAUUUUCUUUCUUAAGAUUAAAUGAUGCAGUUCGGAUUGAAUAAUUAACUAUAUCGUCCGAUCGAAUGUAUUGACAACGAAACACGUGGCGAACCUCUGCAGUUGUGAUUAGCUGGCAGUGAAUGACAAAGUCUCACACAGAGACGUUGUACUAUCUAGAGCAUUUUUACGGCAAAAUGCUUAUGUUUGAGAAAUUCGCGUAAUGACAUUUCUCGUCGUUUCUUUCCUAACGGCAGAUCUACAACAAAACGUACCUGUGCAUCUGCGAUUGCGGUACAGCUUUCAAUGUCAGAUGUACUACAUUGUCUAUCUUUACAAAGCGACGUGUGCACUGUUUACUAUGGACUACUAAUAUAUUGACACUCUAGAUAUGCUGUAGUUAUAGUAUUAAAAAGCGACGAGAUUGGCGAGAUUGACGAGAUUGACAAUAGAGACGGGAUCUGCAGACUACCUAUAGCUGGUCUUACCAGAUGCUGCGUAUAGAAUAAUAUGGGUCUAUGGUGACAUCCUCCGUUGCUCUACGUACGCGCGUACACGAUGUAUAGGCUACGUAGUGCAGCAAAGGCUAUAGUAGUUAAGAGCUCUGUUCAUCGAUAGUCGAGGCAUACUGAAUACUGAUAGAUGAUAUUGUAGCGGCGUUUAUUAAAUAAGCACAACAGUACGCUAGUGACACUUCUCCGUCUCUUUCUCCUACAUCUCCCCCUUCGCCUCUCCGGAUCUCUACCUUAUAUAUAUCUCGGGCGUGGCUUUUUGGUGGACACCUGUUCUACCUCGCGGGCCGGUCCUCUUGCCUAUCUCUCCUAUUGGUGGGUUUUCGGACAUUGAUCGGCCAAGUGACCACCUGGUCACCCUUGCGCCAUUAUGGCACGCUUCCAAACUCUAAGAUCCUCGCCACCCGCUGGCUGGCAACUUUCCUGGUUUCUAUAUUUCUGCAUGCGUUACACUAUUAUGGCCGCCUUCCUUAUAGUGAGGGUCCAAUGGCCGUAACUCCGACGGCUCAUGGUCAAUAACUAAUGAGUUAAAACUAAUGACUAAUGACUCACGGCUAAUAACUCUAAGGGCCAUAUACCAUUUGUACUAAGUGCUCUUCGAAGAGUUUUAUAAAGCGUCCGAAAUUAAAGCCAGCUUCCCUCGAACUUUCCACGUUAAAUUUUGUAACAAACCACUGUAAAACGCAAGUAAAUAACUCACUACACUCGCAUGAAUUUGCAUCGCUACAAUAUUGCCCUGCCUAUUCUGGCCAACCGGUAGAGAUGGAACACUUGAUUGUGUGAUAUGGCUGCUAUAGCGUCUACACUGUCAUGACUGCCAUGUGAUGUGUAUGUGGUGUGAUGUUUGUGCUGUGCUAUGCGCUAUAUGAUGUGUGCUAUGUGAUGUGUGCUCUAUGUGACUUAUGUUAUUUUAUGACUAUGUGAUGUGGAUACUAUGUAUAACGACUGCAUACCAUAGUGCAUUUUUAUCGGGUUAGCGUAAACACUGGUGACAAGUGCCGAACUCUCACUAGUGAGACAGCCCCCCACCCCACUCCGUACCUGUUACUGCGACUAAAUCAUUAUCGCGUUCUUGAUCGCUCCCCGACCUCAAUGUGCGGUGAAACAUUCACUGGGUGAAAAAUGCAGUUAGGGGCCUACUGUGUGAAAAAUGUUGAUAACUUUCUGAUCGGCGAGUGCAUGGUACCCAAUAUUCAUAGCUGUAUAUAAAUCAGGAGAUAAAUAGUAAUAUUUGUUCGUGACGCAGUUCUUAUGAACUCUUGGGAGUUGAAACGAUUAGCUGAUAAAACAGCACGUGAACGCGCGCGUGUGCGCAGGAUCCACUGUGGCGCGUUGCCAUUAGAUCCACCAGAAUAUGUUUAUAAUUAUUAGUUUUAAUUUUUCUAUCACAUUCAAAGUGUUUUGUACUAUAAUUAUGUAUCAGAUAUUAUGUAUCAGAUAUUAUAUAUUGUUCUCGAUCACUAACUAGUUCAACCCCUUUUUCGCGGCAUCUUUUGAUCGUGGUGGCCAACGGGGCGAGAAAGUGUUUAGGCUAGGUGGCAGUACGACAUAGCAGGAAAUUUUGAUUAGCAGCAGGCAAUAUUAAUUUAUACGUUUAUGACUACGUCACGAAUUCCAAGCACCAGCAAAUAGUAUAUUUGUGUGUUAUUUGUACAAAAUAAAAUGUAUGAAAAU